This is a messenger RNA of Fundulus heteroclitus (mummichog), 5745 nucleotides long. It is a transcript of the gene bmper, whose product is annotated as BMP binding endothelial regulator. The transcript is spliced from 16 exons. NCBI's taxonomy places the organism in Eukaryota, Metazoa, Chordata, Actinopteri, Cyprinodontiformes, Fundulidae. The record is from RefSeq and is a predicted model, not a curated record. Gene Ontology annotation, molecular function: protein binding. Bases 542 to 2608 code for a protein of 688 amino acids.
UGGUGCGCUCCGACACCAGAGGUCCGCUUUAAUAUCAGAGGAGGAGUAGAAGCAGGUCGGCUUUUAACACCGCUCAGACACAGAGGCUGCUGGCAGACCCGGACUCGAGCAUCUGUGCGCAAAGCGGAUUUUUGGAUUGCUUCCUCAGAUUUAGAUUUGUUCGCUUUGUUGCGCUGUCACUAUUUUUAAAGCUUAGCGCUUCAACUGGACACGCAUGAGCGGGAUUUGUGACAGUUUUUCUUUUACCCAUGAAUGACUUUAUUCCCACCAUGGACUCAGCUUUCCUCGCAGAAUCUGUGCAGACGCACUGUCUCCAGCCUGAAGGCGCGUCUUUCUCAUUUUAAUGUUGUAAUUAUCGCGCGUCUGGCUGAUUGUCGCUCCGCAUUUCAGAGCAAACCAACGAACCGAGGAGACUCUCUGAUGUUUGCGCGGCAGGCACUGAUUGUGGACUUCUGAGCUUUAUUUAUUUCAUUUUUUUUUCAUUGGAAUAUUUUCAUCUAUCUAAACUUUUUUGGUCCUCUCUUCCCGGAGCAAACCGAAGAUGUCGCCCCGCUGCUUGAACCCUUCCUCCUGGUCCACCUGUAGGUUUUUCCUCUGCUUUCUGUGGCUCCUACAAACGCCCCGCUCUUCCUCUCCGCUAAUUACAGGCACCGAGGCCAGAUGUGAUAAUGAAGGAGAGGUCCUGCACAUCCCCAACAUCACCGACAACCCCUGCAUCACCUGUGUCUGCCUGGAUGGGAAAGCCGACUGUAAACAGGAGAAAUGUCCACCGGUCUCUGAUGACUGUGCUCUGGUGGUGAAGCAGGCCGGAGCCUGCUGUGAGCGGUGCAAAGGCUGCCUGCUAGAUGGAUGCUCCUAUAACAGCUCCGUAUCCUGGACGACCUCCACCAAACCCUGCAUAACAAGACGCUGUCAGGAAGGUGUGAUCACAGAGGCGGAGGUACAGUGUGUCAUUCACUGCAAGAACCCAAAAAUCCACCCAAAGAAGUGCUGCCCAACCUGCCCCAGUUGCAUCUUUGAGGGUCGCCUUUAUAAAGAGAAGGAAGAGUUCAGCCCUGAAGGCAAACCGUGCAUCAAGUGCGUGUGCACUGGAGGGCGGACUCUCUGCAUGAAGGAGGUGUGUCCUGUACUUUCAUGCCCCGCUCACCUGAGCCACACCCUACCUGGACAGUGCUGUCCCAGGUGUAUAGGUCAGAGGAGAGUGUAUGAUCUCUCUUUAGGAAGUUGUCUCUUCCACAGUGAUGUCUAUGACAACGGUACUUCCUUUAUGCUCAACAACUGUACCACCUGCACAUGCAAGGAUUCAACCGUGAUGUGCAAAAAGCGGUGCUCACGUCCGGGCAGCUGCCAGGGCGGUCAGUGCUGUGACGAGUGUCUGUCUUAUGUGAAGGUGGAGGAGGUGAAGUACUGCAGGGUGCGGAACAAAAUCUACAGGGAGGGGGACAUGUGGUCUUCAGUGAACUGCACGCUUUGUGCCUGUGUUAGAGGCACCGUGGAGUGUCGGCCCAAACAGUGCGUGCCGAUCACCAGCUGUCCCUCGAACAAGAUCCUGAACAGAACCGGCUGCUGUCCAGUUUGCACUGAAAAACCUGGGGUAUGCACAGUCUUUGGUGACCCUCACUACAACACCUUCGAUGGCAGGACCUUUAACUUUCAGGGAACUUGUCAGUAUGUGCUGACACGGGAAUGUGGCGCCAUCCAAUCUGGAUCGCCAGGAAACACCAUCACCAGCUCAGACUCCAGCUUUACGGUAUUGGUGAAGAACGAUGCUCGGCGGACCCGCUCGUUCUCCUGGACCCAGUUUGUUGAAGUUCGACUUGGAGCUUUGAGUCUCAGUCUGCAUCAGCACCUCACGGUGCGAAGGAACGGUACUCGCAUUGCCCUGCCGUACCACGGCCCUGGGGUGCACAUUGACCUGGAUGGAUACCUGCUCAAACUCACCACCAUUGCAGGUCUGGAAAUCACCUGGGAUGGCGACAGUUUUGUAGAGGUCGUUGCUGCUCCACACCUGCGUGGUCGCCUCUGCGGGCUCUGUGGGAACUACAACGGUCAGAAGCGUGACGACACCAUCGGGGGCGACGGCCUGUUAAAGUUCGAUGUGGACGAGUUUGCAGAGUCGUGGAGAGUCGAUGGAAACGAUGUUUGCUCCCAGCAGCAUCCACCUCGCAGGUCGACGUCUCACCUGUGCCCCGGCACUGUCAAGGUCAAGCUCCGGGCCCACAGAGAAUGCCAGAAGAUAAAGUCGUGGGAGUUUCAGAAGUGCCACCGUGUGGUAGAUUUUGGCCCUUUCUACAGGUCAUGUGUGACAGACAUGUGUGAGUGUCCAGUCCAUAAAAACUGCUACUGUGAGUCUUUCAUCGCCUACAGCCGAGCCUGUGAGAGGGAAGGAGUGCCUGUCCUGUGGAAGCCUGACAACGUCUGCAUGGCCACCCAAUGUAAACAUGAUGCAGUCUACGACACCUGUGGCCCGGGAUGUAUUAAAACCUGCGACAACUGGAAUGAGAUUGGACCGUGUCAUAAACCCUGCAUAGCUGGCUGCCACUGCCCUGCCAACCUGGUGCUGUUCCAGGGACGCUGCAUCAAACCCACGUCCUGCCCUGGACGGUGACCCCUGUUACCUCUGACUGAGGGAGAGGGGCUACUUCACGGACACUCUUCUGUAGACUAGAGGGCCAAACUACCCAAGACGCUAAUGGGUUACAGUCCACCAGUCAAAUGCACCAUGGUACUCAGGGUCCAUAAUGUUGUCACAGUGACACGCAACAUUCAGUCUCAGAUGUUCUUGUGCCUUUUCUGAUGCCAAGUGCUGUGAAAUAUUUUGAGGAAAAACUCAAACUCAAGAGAAAACUCAGGGCACCAUCUUGGGGAUUUUACACCUCACACAUCUGAAGACCGUUCAGCUUGUGGCUUUGGGCCUUCGAGAGACUUCUUGGGCCAGGGGACUCGUUUCAGAGCCAACCAGGCGCCUUCUUGCAAAGACUCAAACUGGAGACGCUCGGAUUUUGGAUUUGUGCAUUAAUGAGAAACUAUCCGAUGCAUCAUACCAAACUGGCCGGCUGAUCUCUUUUCCAUCAGUGCAAACUGUAAAUUUACCAGAUUCAUAUAUGAGACAAAACAUCUUUUAUAUUAAUUUUGCUAAUAUUAAUAUUGUUGUUGUUGAUGUUAAUUUAUAUAUCCUUCAUUGACAUGUUGUAGCAAGAGCCAGAAUCAAGAAAUCAAAUAGUUUUUUUUAUUUGAUUCAAAGGGAAACAAAAAGCUAUUUAUGUAUUUGUUGUGUACUUUUGUGUUACUGUUUGAAGAGAAAUGCCCAAAUGUGACUCAGUUAUUGCACCAUCGCAGGGAAUAAGUACUGUAUUGUAUUAAAGCUCCAUGUACAGUUUGUUGUGGAUAGUAUAAAAACUGAAGGUGUUCAUGUAAAUAUAUGUUUCACUUGACGAAAACUAUUUAAGACCAGCAAUAUAUCUCUUUUUUUUUUCAAAAGUUAAUUUUUGACUGCUGUCUCAACUCUUUAAAAUGUUAAAUUAAUAUUUAUAUUUUGGUAUAACAUUGUCUUUAAUCAGGAGGGAAUUGGAAUAAUAGUAAAAUGUUAUAAGAAACGUUUCUUCUAGAAAAAGUGAAACUGGAAUUAUACAUGGUACUAAACAAUAAUUUACAGUUUACAACAUUCAAUGAAAUGACAGUCAAAAAUAAGUAAAUAAUUCUGUUAAAAUGUAUUUGAACCUAAAUAAAGAAAUGUGGAGGUAGUUAUGAACAAAUUAGAGGCUUGAAAAGGUGCAAAAUGUUAUUGGUAUUUUUAAAUAUUUUUGUAAUAAUCUAAUCUUUUAUGUUGAUGUUUAAAGAUAGAUUUAUUUCUGUAUUUUUGUUUUGACUGCUGCUUCUGUGACAAAUAUAGAAAUAGGAAAAAAAGCAAUAUAGAAAGAGAAAAAAGAUUAAAUAAAUUGUAUUUUCUUAACUUCAUACACUACUCAAAAACAUAAAUGAACACUUUAGUCAGAGUAUAAUAUCAAGUCAUUUAAACAUCUGGAGUGACGAUCUGGUCAGGUCAAUAGUAGAAAGGAUGUUAAUCAGUGUCGGCUGUUUUGGUUUUAAUUAAAUUAACAACCGGUUCACUAAAGGUGCAACAAUGAGACUUCCCCCCCAAACAGGAAUGGUUCUGCUGGUGGAGGUCACAGACAUUUUUUCCCUGCUGAGUUAUUUUUGUUGACUGUUUGUCAGUAGUUUUUCUUUUGUCAAGGGUCAGAGUCACUACUGGUAGCAUGAGUUGAUACCUGGGUCCUAUAGAGGCUGCACAGGCAGUGCACCUCCAGCAGGCUGUUACAUGAAUAAGAACUGUUGCCUGAAGGUUUGCUCUCUCUCCCAGCACUGCCAGAAGAGCAUGUAGGAGAUCCCAGGAGAUAGUUAGAACUAGACAAGGGCAUCGGAUGUUCUUCACCCAUCAGCAGGGCCGGCAUCUGCUCCUUUAUGCAAGGAGGAACGGGAAGCGCACUGCUAGACCCACACAAAGGGACCUCCAGCAGGCCACUGGCAUGAAUGUCUCUGACCAAACCAUCAGAAACAGACUUCACAAGAGAGGCCUGAGGACCCGACAUCCUCUAGUAGGCCCUGUGCUCACCAUCCAGCCAUGUGGAGCCCGACUGUUAUUUGCCAGACAACACCAGAAUUUACAGGUUUGGCUCUGGUGCCAUGUUCUUUUUUUUUAUAUUGACAGCAGAUUCACUCUGAGCUCAUGUGAAUCAUGAAAGGGCCUGGAGAAGUUCUGGUGAACGCUAUUCUGCCAAUUGGUCUUUGGAGGCAUAUCCAUGGAGGGACGUACAGACCUGCACAGGAUAAAUGAUGGAACCCUGACUGUCAUUAGUUACUUGGAUGAACCAGUGCAGUGGGUCCUGGGUUCCUCCUGGUGCAUGAUAAUGCUUGGCCUCUUUAGGCAAGAGUAUGCAGGCAGUUCCUGGAAUAUGAAGGUAUUGAUACCAGUGACUGGCCUCCAUGCUUCCCUGACCUAAAUCCAACAGAACUCCUCUGGGACAUCCUGUUUAGGUCCAUACAGCACCAGACUGUCUAGUAGCUCAGUGAUGCGCUGGUAAGGACCUGGGAGGAGACACCCCAGAACAUCAUUCAUCAUCUCAUGAGGAGCCUCGACAUGGUCUGGCAUGCAUACAAGCACAUCGGGGCUAAACAAACUGAACCAUUUUGAGUUGUUGCAAAAACAUUUCAGCAAAUUGUACUAAACUGUAGCAUCAGUUUUCAGUUUUACUAUCUCUUUGAUGUUGAAUUAUGCUCUCUGUACCCUGAUAGUUUUUAUUUUUAUCAAAUGAUGUAACAUCCUUUUGUUCUUAACACAUUAUCUAUUCUAUAUCAAGAUAGAUAUCCAGCAGGAUCCGCCCAACCUUGCUCCCCAAUUGGGAUCAUCAUGUGUUUUCAAAGUGUUUUUUUUUUUUUUUCCUCGACAGAGUAUAUAAACCUAACAGAAUAUUGAAAUUAUUCUUAACAAUGUAGUUUUUAUUUAUAGAAAUGUAUUUAAUUAUUCAUUCUAUGGGCUUUUUAUUUUUUUAUUCAUUACACUACAAAUCAAUUCUUGAAUACCAAUGUUUUACAUACAGUACAGUGCUGCAAAAAAGGUAUUUUCACCUUUACAAAUAAGCAUUUAUGUUUUAUUUUUUUUGUCACACUUAAAUGGCUCAGAUCAAAUAUUUUUCACUAUCGGUAUAGAAAUUAACCCUGAAAUAAACACAAGCGGUAAUUUUCAAA